UGAUGGAGGACGAGGAGAAGGCAGUGGAGAGCUUGAUGAGCAACAUGGAAGCUGCUUGUUCUCCAUCCCCCAUUCACUGCUGCUGGCUCCGCCUCCACUGCUGGGCAGCUACUAGCAUUAUCUGUGGCUGCUCUUAACUGGGAGUCCUGGCACUUGUGUUUGCCAUCAAGGCGGAAGAGCGGCAUAAGGCAGGCCAGUCCGAGGAGGCAGUGCACUGGGGGGCCCAGGCCCGGAGGUUCAUCCUGGUCAGCUUUGCUGUCUGGCUUGCUGUCUUCAUUCUGGGUUCCAUGCUUCUGUGGCUGCUUUCCUACGCCGUCGCCCAGACUGAAUGACUCUUGGUGGCCUCUGCCUAGAGUCAGCCGAGACCUCCUGGAUCCUGCAAUGUGGUAUUGCUAGGAUCCAGUGCCAGCAGUUGUCCUUCCUGGAAGGAUAGUUCCCCUUUCAAAAGGCUUUGGAAGAGCUCUUCUAGCCCUUUAUAUAAGGAGGCAACAGCUAGGACCAAUGAGGGGAGAUCAGUCUGCUCUCUUCUUUCAGUGCCUACCAUCUAUCUCCUCUUCCCCCCAGCCUCUUCCAUCCUGGGGGCCUCUACCCAGAGGUGGGUCGAAAACCAGGCCUGAUUUUAUUAGAAUUUGUUUUGUAAUAAAAACCUUUCUUUAGUGGUGAAAUGCUCCUAAUUGUUCUUCCCCUGCUUUUCCCUCGGCCCUUGGACAUCUGACUGAUAGCAGAAGUCUGCAUUUCCCCCUCCUAGGAGUUCCAAGAGAAGGAAAGUCCUCCCCUUUUCCUUCUGGAAGUUUCCUUCUUGGAAAGACCCCAGCUUUUCUCCCUUACACAUCAACAGAGACCCUGGAGGAAGGGAAGAGAACUAGUAGCAGCAGCUACUUACUUCUUAAGUGCUCAUUGUAUUCCAGGCUGUGUUCUCAUACUUCCUAUUUUUUAACUCCUUCAGUCCUCACAUUCACUCAAUAGUAGGAUCAUUGUUUUCAUAUUAUAGUUGAGGAAACAGGCACACAUUACCCAACACUACACAGCUAGUAGGUGGUGGAGUUGAGAUUGAACCCAGCAGUUUGGUUUCAGGGUUGAGAGAGGAGUGAAAGGGUUGGAUAAUAGCAGCCACCACUCUGUAUAUGGAAAUUUGCAUGAUUAAUGUAUUUUCAUAUCCUUUAUCUUAGGCCUAAUAUUUUAAGCAUUUUGUGAAUCAUGAGAUAGAUCACAAUAUAGGAAAAUAUCCAAAAAAAAAUACACAGCUCAAUAAUUUAACACGAAUCAAACAUCUGGAAGCCAAUAUUUAGUCAAAAAAUUGCUCUGCCAGCACUCCAAAGCCUCCUUUAUACCCCUCCCAAUCACUAGUCCGCCCUUCCUUCACAGGUAACUACUGGUCUGACUUUUAACAAUGUAUUUUAGUUUUGCCUGCAUUCAAACAUUGUAUAAAUGGAAUCAUAUAUAUUCUUUGUAUGUCUGGCUUCUUAGCAUUGUGAGAGUCAUCACUAUUUGGAGUAGCUGUAGUUUACGUUAUUGUAUAGUAUACCAUUAUAGGAAUAUAUUACGAUUUGUCCAUUUUCUGUUAGUGGACUUCUGGGAUAUUUCCAGUUUGGGAAUAUUAUGGGUCAUGCUGCUAUGGACGUUCUUGUACAUGUCUCUUGGAGUACACGUGCCUUGAGAAUGGAAUUUGUGGGUUAUUUGAUCACCACUCAGAGACCAGCAGAGCGCCCAAAGGAAUUAGGAAUGUUGCACACUGAAGAGAGAAGAUUAAAGGGGAAGGAGAGGCACAUGAUGGUUGUCUUCAGUGUUACAAAGUGCUCCAAGAAGAAAUGAAGACAAUCUGUAGUUGGUCCCAGGGGUUAGAAUUUACAGCAAUGGGUAGAAGCCAUACAUAGGGCAGUGGUUUUCAACUUUGGCUUCACAAUGGAACCAAUGGGGAGCCUUAAAAAUUAUUUAUGCCUGGCAUUUACCCUUAAGAGAUUCUGAUACAAUUGGUGUGAGGUGUUGCCUGGGGAAACAACAUUUUAGAGAAAUUUUUACAGAAACUUUCACAGCUAAUAUUUGAUCAGCUUUAAGUUUACUAGAAUAGAAUAUCCCAUUCCCCCAAACUGAAUAAAUGAGGUUUCACUAUUUUUUAACUCUUUAUUUUGAAAAGAUUUCAGACCUGCAGAACAGUGAUACAGUAUAAUUAAGUCAUGUAUUUUUCACCUAGGUUUAUUAUUUAUAAUUUUUAACCUUUCACCUAUUUGCUUUACACAGGCAUACUUUGGAGAUAUUGCAGGUUCAGUUCCCAACCACUGUAAAAGAGCAAAUAUUGCAAUAAAGCAAGUGAAUCAAAUGAAUUUUUGGUUUUCCAGUGCAUACGUGUAAAAGUUAGGCUUACACCAUACUGUAGUCUAUAUCUAAAAAACAAUGUACAUACAUCAGUUAAAAACUUUAUUCCUAAAAAAUGUUAAUCGUCAUCUGAGCUUUCAGCAAGUCAUAAUCACUGAUCACAGAUCACAAGAAAUACAGUGAAAAAGUUUGAAAUAUUGCAAGAAAUACUAAAAUAUGACACAGAGACUUGAAGUGAGCAAAUGCUCUUGGAAAAAUGGCACCAAUAGACAACAUAGGGUUGCCACAAACUUUUCAAUUUGUAAAAACAGUAUCUGCAGAGCACAAUAGAAAGUGAGCAAUAAAAUGAGGUAUUCCUAUGUUUUUCUAAAUAUACUUACUAUUAUUGCUGAACCAUUUGAGGGUAAGUUGAAGGCCCUUCAUCCCUAAAUAGUUCAUAAUCUGUCUCCUCAGAACAAGGAUAUUCUCUUACAUAACUCGAGUACAAUUAUAUAAUUCCAUGAAGUUAACAUCAGUACAAUAUUCUAAUAUAUACUCAAUAUUCAAAUUUGGCAGUUGUUCCAAUAACAUCCUUUAUACCAGUUUAUUUUCUGCUUUAGUUCCAGUGUGUGAAUACUCUGCAUUUAGCUGUCAGAUCCUUAGUCUCCUUCAAUUUUUAGUAGAUUCUCAUCCUUUCUAUUUUUGCCUUUCAUGGCAUUUUUGAGGCAAGGCCCAUUUGUAGAAUAUCCCUCAGUUUGGGUUCUUAUGAAUGGAUUUAGGUUAUGCAUUUUUGGCAGAAAUAUGGAAGUUUUGUGUCCUCAGUAUGUCACAUCAAGGGCACAUGAUGUCAGUUUGCCCUUACUGUUGAUGGUAACAUUGACAGUUUAGUUAAGGUUGUGUCUGUCAGAUUUCUGCAAAGUAAGGAUAACUUUUUUCCAUUUUAAUUAAAAAGCAAUCAGUAUAUAUAGUCUGUUCCCCAGCAAAUUUUCACUAAUAAUUUUAAUGCCUAUUUUGCCCAAGGCAGUUAUUAAGAGGCUUCAGUUAUGUGUUGUUAUUCUGCCUAUGUUUAUUAGUUUGCAUUAUGUGAAGUCUUUUUCUCCAUUAAUUUACAAUUUUUAGUGUUAGUAUGGUCUCGUUUUUUUAGUUCAUUAUAUGCAUUACUGUCAUUUUCCUUAAAAUGUUUUGUUGAGGUACAAUUUACAGUAAAGAUACAAAGCAGAUCUUAAGUGCACGGCUUGGUGAAUAUUUUUAUAUGAACACACCUGUGUAAUUACUACCUAGGCUAAUUAGACCAUUUCUAGCACAUUAGAAGGCCACCUCAUGGCCCUCUCAGUCUCAUUGUUCUUAUCUAUGCUUUUGAUUUGUGGAAACCCCUUCAACCUAGUUCUUGUGUCCUUCUGGUAAGUCCCCAUCUUCCUUCAUUUACUUUCUGACACCAAUUAUUUCGUGCUCAUCUUACUUCCUCUGCUCCAGCCUGAGAACUAGCUGUUGUCUCCCAAGGAAUACUGGUUCCUUUUAUUGGGUACUGUUACUUUGAAACCAGUGUCAAGACACUAGCUGUGCUCCUUCUACUGGGAUGUUACUGUUUCUAGGCCCUUCGAGAGGUUGGAGCUAGCCUAAUUUUACCUAUUUUUAAAAAUACCUCCAAUUUCAAUCAGUCAUAAGGUUGUCUUUCCCCAUUCCAAAUUUGGUAUUCCCACAGUAAGGACCUUGACAGCCAACUACAUCAAUAUGUUCCCUUGCUCAAUUUCAGCAUAAUUAGCCCACUUAUACUACCAAACAAGUUUAUUCAAUUUUUCUUUGCAAUUAUUUUGUCAUUAGAUUGAUGGCAUAAAAGUCAAAUGAUUCUGUUAAAAAGUUACUUGGAUUCGUUUUUCUCCUAUAUGGUUGAAAUCCCAAAAUGUGACAUUUUAAAGACAUGUGUUAGAAGAUUAUGUGAAUUCCAUCUGUGCCUCUCACCAGACUAUACCUUCACAAGAGUAGGAACUUUCCUUUGUCAUUGCUGUUACUUUGGUGCUUAGGCAAUAAAUAUUUAUUCAAAUAAAAACAUUCACCAAGAGAAUGCCGGGUUUAGCUGGGCACUGAGGCUUGUGAAGUCGCUCCUGGCCGAAUUGCACAACCUGGCAGGCUUGGAACGAGGGUGAUACUUCUCAAGGCUUUUGGAAGUGGGUGGUGGAAGAUUAGGAAAUGUAUAACCCCAGACGGUGAGCAUUAGACUGGAGGAACUGAAGAGUCGGAGCAGCCACAGAACGAGAGAACCUCUUCUGACUGACCGUCCACACCAAGUUGACCAAGUUAGGGUCCAGGAUGUCUGUGCGAAGCAUUUUAAGAGCUGGAGUCUGCCUCUCAAGGCUUUGGACUAAGCUGCUAACAUUUAAAAGCCGAAUUCAGAUAGGGAUGCUGUGAGGAGUCUGAAGGCGCCAUGUCCAAGCCCAGAGCGACAAAUCCCGCGUCCAGAUCAGAUACCUAAAGGUCAGGCGUCUCUGUAAACCUAACUUCCGGGUCCUGCUCCAUGCCUUCAGCACUACCCGUAAGCAAGCUCCACCCUCUGCUGCCUCCAAGCAGACGCCGAUUG
This is a messenger RNA of Manis javanica (Malayan pangolin), 4867 nucleotides long. RefSeq names its product transmembrane protein 265 (gene TMEM265). Gene Ontology annotation, cellular component: membrane. Lineage: Eukaryota; Metazoa; Chordata; Mammalia; Pholidota; Manidae. The record is from RefSeq and is a predicted model, not a curated record.